UGACCUAAGCGGCAGUGACGUGUUUCAGUUGCUAAGCUGCAGCGGACCGUCAACAGGUCGUUAUUAUCCAGUCAACCGGUUUAACGGUUCAACCGUCACCUGGGCUCCGGUUCACAUGACCCACCGCAGCCGCCGCACAGAGGUGAAGAAGCUCAGAGCCGACAGUGAAUGACAGACUGAUGUCUGUCCUCAUGAAUUAACUCAGCGCUGGUCCGUUGUUCAGACAGAGGGACCAGUGGGACCAGUAGGACCAGUGGGACCAGUAUGGCUGCUGCCAGCACCACCAAGAUCUCAUGGAGACUCAGCGAGUUCGAGGCUCAUUCCAAGACGGUUUCCUGCCUGGCUCUGGCCAAACACUCGGGCCGCCUGCUGGCCACCGGAGGAGAAGACUGCAGCGUCAACAUCUGGAGCAUCAGCAAGGCCAACUGCAUCAUGAGUCUGACGGGUCACAAGAACCCGGUGGAGUGCGUUGAGAUCAACUCGACCGACGAGCAGGUCGUCACCGGAUCUCAGUCCGGUUCGGUCCGAGUCUGGGACCUGGAGGCGGCCAAGAUUCUCAGGACUCUGACGGGACACAGAAGCAGCAUCACCAGUCUGAGCUGCCACCCGUUUGGAGAAUACAUCGCCUCCAGCUCCAUGGACAUGAACAUCAAGCUGUGGGACGUUCGGAGGAAAGGAUACAUCUUCAGUUUCUCUGGUCACUCUGAGGCCGUCAGGAGUUUGGCCUUCAGUCCUGAUGGGAAGUGGUUGGCCUCAGCCAGCGACGACUGCUCUGUGAAGCUGUGGGACUUGGCUCAGGGGAAAGUCAUCAAAGAGUUCAGAUCUCACGCUGCAGCCGUCAACACCGUCCAGUUCCACCCCAACGAGUACCUGCUGGCGUCCGGCAGCUCCGACAGAACCAUCAAGUUGUGGGAUCUGGAGAAAUUUACGAUGAUCGGCUCGUUGGAGGGAAACACGACUCCAGUCAGGUGCAUGUUGUUCAGUCCGGACGGCUGCUGUCUCUACAGUGGAGCUACAGAUUGUCUCCGUGUGUUUGGUUGGGAACCAGACCGCUGCUUCGACAUGGUGUCGGUGGGUUGGGGGAAGGUGUCCGACCUGGCCAUCUGCAACCAGCAGCUGAUCGCGGCGUCCCACCACCUGUCUAUUGUGUCGUCCUACGUGGUCGACCUGAAGCGGGUGAAGAAGAGCGGCGGCUCCGUGAUCCAGGGAAUCAUCCAGCACAACCAGCCGCUCACAGAGCCCAAGGAUCCCAAAGGAGCCACGAUACGAAGGAGCUACGAGAGACCGACGACCACCUGUAGCAGAUUGAAGCAGCGCGCAGAUGCUGAUAGGCGGAGCCCCGAAGGAGAGAGGCGGAGCCCCAGCGAGGAGGAAGCAGACGAGAAGCUGUCGUCAGCAGAGAUCCACAACGCAGAGGACUACAGGGAGAUCUUCCAGCCAAAGAACGCCAUCUCUCGUACUCCUCCCAGGAUGUCCGAACCGUUCCCUGCUCCUCCAGAGGACGAGACUGUUCUGGCCAUCGGCCAUCAGCUGAAGGACCUGGUGUCUCCUUUUCCUGACAAACUGCAGGCGGCUCAGCCGGUCACCUCCACUCCGGUCCAGAGGGUGGAACCCACCGUGGUCUCUAACGUGAAGCGUCCUUCGGUAGUCGGACCCCCGUCCUCCAGCCAGAACCCCCCUCAGCCUCCGGUCAUCACGGCCAAACAGAAACCACAACCCAAGAUCAUCCUGAGCACCAGGAACGAACCCAUCGGGCUCAACGUGUCCGACUUCCUGCCUUCUCCAGCCAAUCACAGACCAGGAGCUCUGAGCGACGACGAGGCCGUGACCCAGAUCAAGAAGGGCCAUGACACCAUGUGUGUGAUGCUGAGCAGCCGACACAAGAACCUGGAGACGGUCCGAGCCGUGUGGGUCCGAGAGGACAUCAAGAGCGCUCUGGAUACUGCUGUCUCCAUCAACGACCUGUCCAUAGUGGUGGACAUCCUGAACAUCAUCAACCUGCAGCCCUCUCUAUGGAAGUUGGAUCUGUGUACCACCGUCCUUCCUCAGAUCGACAAACUGCUGCAGAGUAAAUAUGAGAGCUACAUGCAGACCGGCUGCACAUCUGUGAAGCUCAUCAUGAAACAUUUCUGGGUCCUGAUCUCAGACACGCUGAAGGCCACGCCGUCUGUAGGAGUGGACAUCAGCAGAGAGGAGCGACACCAGAAGUGCAGAUUGUGCUGCAAGCAGCUGAAGAACCUCAGCAACAUUGUGAAGAACAAGGCGGCCCAGGUCGGUCGCCACGGCAGCACCUUCAGAGAGCUGCAGCUGCUGAUGGCGCCACUCGACGAUUCGCUCUGAGGUCUUCAGACGGGUUCCUGCUCUGAAGAACCUCGAGGCUUCUGCUCACAGAAGAAGAAACAUUGAGAAAGAUGUUGAUCUGCUGCCAGGAAGUCCUUCAUCUCCCUCAGAAUCAGAGGAGGAGUGUGAUCUCCACCUGAACAACCUGCUGGCACCAGAAGAACCAGAAUCCUGCUGAGAUGUCGAGUCAGAAACACCUGAAAGUUCUAGAUUGUUUCCUGUUGAUCCUAAAACACAAUGACCUGCCGUCAGACAAUCAACGGAACCAAAAGACACAACAGGAGCUCUGAAAUACGACUGAAGUCAGACAACAUCUAAACACUGAAGACAAACCAGGAGCUUCGAUGUCCAGAAGUCCACAAAGUCCAUAAAGUCCACCUUCAGACUGAAAGCUGCAAUGAUUAAUCAAUGACUUUAAUCAGUUUAAGUAAUAAUCUGAUAAAAAGAACUGUCUAAAUUCUUUUAUUUUAGCUCCUUCAAUGUGAGUAUUUUCUGGUUUCUUUCCUAAACUGAAGAUCUUUGGAUGAAACAGGACAUCUGAGGAAAACAUCCACAUUAGUCAACGUUUACUGAGCAAACAGCCCAACUGGAAACGCUUCAGUUUUAGUCCAACAGCUUGGCCUGUAGUUUCUGUGGAAUUAAAACUCCAUCACACUCAGUAGUUUAAAGCAGCUCCUAGGAGGAUUUAGUUCCUGUUGGACAAAGGCUGUUUCUGUCUGGAUGCUAAGCUAAGCUAAGCUAAGCUGCUGAUGGUAGAGACCAGUCAGUACCUACAGAUCUAUCUAUGGACGCUGUAGAACCUCUGGAGGAUCUGGGAUGUUCAUGAUGUUCAGGGUGUCUCUGGUUAACGAUGAACUCUGGUCGUCUCUGAGGAGGAAACCAGAAAAACUCAGAAACACUUUCUGAUGUGCACAAGUUUUCACUUUUCUACUUUCCACUCUUAUUCACUGUAAAUGUACAGUUACUGUUUAUUUAAAUAAAGAACUCAAUGAUGGAAUUCA
Acanthochromis polyacanthus (spiny chromis) is the source of this 3341-nucleotide messenger RNA. RefSeq names its product katanin p80 (WD repeat containing) subunit B 1 (gene katnb1). The transcript has 20 exons. Gene Ontology annotation, molecular function: microtubule binding. Gene Ontology annotation, cellular component: katanin complex. Gene Ontology annotation, biological process: microtubule severing; microtubule depolymerization. Bases 265 to 2340 code for a protein of 691 amino acids. The record is from RefSeq and is a predicted model, not a curated record. Lineage: Eukaryota; Metazoa; Chordata; Actinopteri; Pomacentridae.